Mizuhopecten yessoensis (Yesso scallop) is the source of this 2455-nucleotide messenger RNA. Its product is annotated as catalase-like. The coding region runs from base 143 to 1666 and encodes 507 amino acids. The record is from RefSeq and is a predicted model, not a curated record. Gene Ontology annotation, molecular function: catalase activity; heme binding. The transcript is spliced from 12 exons. Gene Ontology annotation, cellular component: mitochondrion; cytoplasm; peroxisome. NCBI's taxonomy places the organism in Eukaryota, Metazoa, Mollusca, Bivalvia, Pectinida, Pectinidae. Gene Ontology annotation, biological process: response to hydrogen peroxide; hydrogen peroxide catabolic process.
AUUCGGAAUUUCUCGGGGCGACCCUUGGUCGAUCUCUUUAUAUAAUCAGCAAGUUAUAAAAGGUGUCACCGCUCUGGAACGUUGCGAACUUCAACACUUUGGGAACACAGACGUAGUUUGGAGCUGACAGGAUCUAGCAAAGAUGGCAAACAGAGACAAAGCAACGAACCAACUGGCAGAUUUCAAGAAAGCCCAAUCGAAAGCAGAUGUGCUGACCACAGGAACAGGUGCCCCGGUGGGCACUAAGACAGCCACACUGACCGCUGGACCACGAGGGCCUGUCCUUAUUCAGGACUUUACCUUCACAGAUGAGAUGGCUCACUUCAACAGAGAGCGCAUCCCAGAACGAGUCGUCCACGCCAAGGGGGGAGGUGCCUUUGGGUACUUUGAGGUAACCCACGACAUCACAAAGUACUGUAAGGCCAAACCGUUUGAGUUUGUGGGCAAGAAGACUCCAGUCGGCAUCCGUUUCUCAACAGUCGGAGGAGAGAGUGGGUCUGCAGACUCCGCCCGUGAUCCUCGUGGAUUUGCCGUAAAAUUUUAUACAGAGGAUGGAAACUGGGAUCUGGUCGGCAACAACACACCAAUCUUCUUCAUCCGUGACCCCAUGUUGUUCCCCAAUUUUAUCCACACACAGAAGAGAAAUCCACAAACCCAUCUAAAGGACCCUGACAUGUUCUGGGAUUUCAUCUCCCUGCGGCCCGAGACCACCCACCAAGUGUCCUUCCUGUUCUCCGACCGAGGAACACCCGACGGCUUCCGAAAAAUGAACGGGUAUGGGAGUCACACCUUCAAGAUGGUCAACAAGGAAGGCAAACCUAUAUACUGCAAAUUCCACUUCAAGACUGACCAGGGUAUCAAAAACCUGAAGGCUGACCAGGCCGCAGAACUGUCCAAAAAUGACCCUGACUAUGCAAUCCGGGAUCUGUUUAAUGCUGUCUCAGAGGGUGACUUCCCUUCCUGGUCAGUCUCCAUCCAGGUCAUGACCUUUGAGGAGGCUGAAAAGUUCAAAUACAACCCAUUUGAUCUCACAAAGGUGUGGCCACAGGGAGAGUACCCUCUGAUCCCCGUGGGACGGAUGGUACUGAACAGAAAUCCCAAGAACUACUUUGCAGAGGUGGAACAGAUAGCAUUCUCACCUGCUCACAUGAUUCCAGGUAUCGAGGCCAGCCCUGACAAGAUGUUACAGGGUCGUCUGUUCUCCUACUCGGACACCCACCGACACAGACUGGGCAGUAACUACCUCCAGCUGGCCGUCAACUGUCCCUUCAACACGAAGGCCAAGAACUACCAGCGUGAUGGACCACAAUGUGUGGGCGAUAACCAAGGUAACGCACCAAACUACUUCCCCAACAGUUUCACUGGCCCACAGGACAACAAACAAUUCCUGGAAAGUCCCUUCUCCAUCACUGGCGAUGUCCAGCGGUACGAGACCGGCGAAGACGACAAUUUCUCACAGGUCACCGUCUUCUGGAACAAGGUGUUGAAGCCGGAAGAACGUCAACGAUUGGUGGAGAACAUCGCAGGCCACUUGAAGGAUGCCCAGGAAUUCAUUCAGAGACGGACGGUCCACAACUUUACCCAGGUUCAUCCCGACUUCGGAGGGGGCAUCCAGAAACUCCUGAACUCUCACAAGAAACAGUCUGGAAUGUCUGCCCAGCUUUAAACAGAUAAAGAUACAUGACAAGAACUGCGUACAGGAAAAAUAAAACUGUCAGUGACCCGGAUAUUGACCUGGAUAAGUUUGCUGCUGUCCUAUAUUUUGACCUUCAAUAUCUGAUGACUGGAACUAGAUUUGAUAACUUACAACAAUCAGUGCUUGUGUUCAAGUGAUUUGUGUGAUAAAAUAAACUGUGAAUUGAAUCAACGGUUGUUUUGAAAAAAUAUUCUUCAGGUAAAAACUGUCCAUUCUGUUGACGGAAAAAGUGAUGCGACAAAAAUAUGGCAUUUUCAAUCAAUUAUCAUAUUUCUUUUUCAAAUGCAAUAUUUUCUUUCAGGAUUAUGCACUUUUGUUGAAUUUCAUCCCAGACAAUGAAAAUCCUGACAUCUGAAAAAAGCAAACAAAGUUAUAUACAAUUUGUUAAUGUAUAGAUAUUUAUAAAUUGUUGUUAUACAAGAUAUUUAAAAGAUCUUUUUUUUUUUAUUUGACUUCAAGUCAAUCAAUCAUAAACUGCCAGACUUGGGAAAUAUUAGGUCAAGGGAUAGUUUUUUAGGCAGACCAAUUAUAUUUAUUCUGAUUUGUGUAUAGUAAGUCAAUGAUAAGCCGAAUUUUACAAGGACAGUGCUUAUCUAAUGUAACUAUAAAGAUGAGUGAUCAUAUCUUGGCACUCGACCUUGACAUUGUACUUUAUACUAACAAGAUGUUCACUUAGCCUGGGCCCGUCCCAAAUACUUAUAAGAUAUAGAUUAGCUAGAGGUCAAAGUUCACAAGACAACAAACUAGGCAACUGAAAUU